AUGAAUUUGGAUACUAAUUACACAUUAUAUGCCUAUCUCUUCUUCACACUCAUAACCAUCUUCCUUCUUCACAAACUCUUCAGCUCCUCCUCUAGCCGCCGCGACAAUCUUCCUCCAGGUCCGCGAGGACUUCCGGUUCUUGGUCAUAUGCAUCUUCUACGAUCAAGCAUCCCUCGUUCUCUACAAGCCUUGGCUCACACGUACGGUCCACUCAUGACCAUACGCAUCGGAUCACUACAAGUCCUCGUCGUCUCAGAUUCCGACACAGCUAAGCAAAUCCUCAAGUCUCACGACGCUGAUUUCGCUUCCAAGUUCGUGUUUGGUCCGAGACAGUUCAACGUUUACAAAGGAGCAGAGUUCUUCAACGCACCUUAUGGACCUUACUGGAGGUUCAUGAAGAAGCUAUGCAUGACUAAGCUAUUCGCUGGUUAUCAGCUCGAUCGGUUCGUCGAUAUAAGAGAAGAGGAAACGUUAGCUUUACUGAGAUCUCUCGUUGAAAGAUCGAGCAAUGGAGAGGCUUGCGAUCUCGGUUUGGAGUUCACUGCUUUGACUACAAGGAUCUUGUCAAGAAUGGUUAUGGGGAAACGUUGUCUCAAAAACUCGAAUCUUCCCAUAGAGAUCAGGAAGAUCGUCAGUGAUAUAAUGACUUGCGCCACAAGGUUCGGUUUCUUGGAGCUGUUUGGACCACUUCGUGAUUGGGAUGUGUUUGGGAAUGGUAAGAGGCUUAGAUCUUCCAUUUGGCGGUAUGAUGACUUGGUUGAGAAGGUACUAAAGGAAUAUGAAGAUGAUAAGAGCAAGAAUGAAGAAGAGAAAGAUAAAGAUAUCGUUAUUAAUAUCUUGUUGGACACGUAG
Messenger RNA from Microthlaspi erraticum, 852 nucleotides. The record is from the annotation of a GenBank genome assembly. Lineage: Eukaryota; Viridiplantae; Streptophyta; Magnoliopsida; Brassicales; Brassicaceae.